Molecule: messenger RNA, 3653 nt
Organism: Suillus clintonianus
Lineage: Eukaryota; Fungi; Basidiomycota; Agaricomycetes; Boletales; Suillaceae
Exons: 11
Coding region: 38-3478 (1146 amino acids)
Source: RefSeq, a predicted model, not a curated record
GUUGUGCUCUGGACAAGUGCUUUGGAAUUCCUUCAGAAUGUCGAUAACGCCAGGCAAACCCAGAAUAUCAGGUAUUCCGACACCUGGAAAGUCUAGUGGAAUACCUACUCCAGGCAGAUUUCGUUCAUCCUCUUCUGCCAAUUCUCAACCUGCCUUUGAUUCCGAUGUGGAGUUUAUGUCCCGGGCAUUCGCAAAUGCAAUCAAGGCCAAUGACCCCGCACAGCAUCGUACCAGCACUACUUCGAGUACUUCCCCUUCAUCCUCUUCACCAAAGUCAAGUUUGGCGACACUUCAAUCAGGCCGUCGUUCUGUAGCUGGUCGCCCUUCCUCGGUCGCUUCAACCUCUACCUUUGCACAGAGUAGAACAAAGACACCCGCUCCACGCGCUCCAAGUAGACAAUCAGAUGUUUUUACCCGUAGCGUAAGUCGAGCUGGGAAAACAUUCGAAGUCGGAGACAAUGUCAGGAUAGAGUCUUUGGGGUACGAGGGCUGCCUAAAGUUUAUUGGAGAGAUCGACGGUAAAUCGGGCCUGUGGGCAGGGGUUGAACUCAGUGGAGGUUUUUCAGGCAAAGGCAAAAAUGAUGGAUCUGUUGGGGGGAAACAGUACUUUGUGUGUCCUCCGAGUUGUGGUGUAUUCGUCGCUACUACGAAACUCUCUGCCCCCACAAUCCCUUCUAGCUAUCGGCCUCCCUCAGUCGCCUCCUCUCGCGGUGGUCGCAUAACGCCAUCCUUUUCCGGCAGAGUCACUCCUUCACAUUCACUUUCGUUUGGAAGCGGACGCAUCACUCCGUCUAACUUAUAUAGCCGCCCCAACGCUGGCACAACUCCUGCAGCUCGUAAAACCAAGCCAACUCCACAGUUAGGCCUGUCACCGUCGCAAAGAAGACCUGGACUGGAUACUCAAAUUACCUCAGGUUCGAGGGCUUCCAAGUAUAUCGGUCUCACAGCCAAGCAGUUGAAGGCUAAUGGCGACGGGACCUCCGAGCAUACUCUUCGCUCUCCGUCUUCGCCAUCAUACGGACCCCCAGCUCUAGAUUCGAAUAUACACCCUUCAGAUUCUCCAUUUACUACACCAAAGGCUGGUGCUGCUCCUCGUGCCCCAAAUUUGUACUCCGGCGCACUCACCCCUGGCCUCAAAGGUCGCCCAUCUCUAAACACCCCACGCCCAAGGAUACCCAGCGCAGUUGCUAUGCCACCUCCAGCCUCACCUGCCCGAUCAGCAUCCUUUACGUCUACUUAUUUUUUGAAUGAUGGCCCCGAUCUCGCCCAUGAAGACCUAACGUCGCGCAAUCACCUGCGUUCUUCGAUGGAUCUCACUGCUUCUUCACAGGCUUUGCAGGAUAAGAUUAAUCGGCUCCUCUCGGGACAGUCUAAUUCACCUCCCAAGACUAGCGCUCCCAGUCCAUCUCGGCCAUCCUCAGUCGCCUCCCUUCGAUCUGCUUUCCCCGACAAUGACGCGCAAAAGGACGUUCUGCAUUCUCGCCUAGAAUCUCUCGAGCGCGAGAAUGCUUCUCUUCGUGACGCCGCCGACACAGCUCGUGCAGACAUCGCGCUAGUCCAAGCACUCGAAUCUGAACGUGAUGCAGCUCUCGCCUCUGUUUCCUCUACAGAGAACCAGCUCCGCACGCUCGAGCGCAAAGUCACCGAACGAGAGUCAAAAAUUGAAUUGCUUGAUCGCGCUGCGCUAAAAACAACGUCUGAACUAGAACGCGUCAAGAACGAGAACGAGGCUCGUGUCGCAGACUUCCAAGCCAAACUUGAUACGAGUGAGUUACUCGUCAAGAGUCUCAAAGAGGCAAUCGCGGUGAAAGAGGGUGUCGAGCAUGAUAGGGAUGCGCUACUCAAGGCUAAGAAUGACGAAAUUGGGCUUUUAGAAGGUCGAUUGGAGAAGGUGUCGGGCGAAUUAGAGUCUGACAGAAAAGAAUUAAAUGCGCAGAUUGAUGAACUUCGUCAAGCUGGCCAGGAAACAAUUGCGCUUUAUGAAGAACGUCUCAGCACCGCAGAUUCGCGUCGAUACGAGCUUGAGGACCGGAUCGUGUUUCUCGAGGACCAAGUCAAGAAGGCCUCUACUCCUCUCUCUCCCAGCGCCGUCCUCCAGCGCGCCACUUCUGCUGCUGAAAUUGACAACGAGAAUCUUCGCGAACAAGUGCAGCACUUGCAACGCAAGCUUGCCACACUGGAGGACUCUCUGGAAGAUGCUCGUGCAGUAUCUGAACGGGAGGAAGCUGCCGUGCGUGAUCGAAUCAAACGGUUCAAGGACAAGGAAGAUGUUAUGCGAAGCGAACUCAGCGAGGGGCGCAAGACUGUUGAACAGGUCCUCAAAGCUGAGGCUCUCGCUAAAAGUCGUGUUGAAGAGGUCGAGGAGGCCUUACGAGAAAGUACUCUUGCCCUCGAAAAUGCUCAGGCCGAAAUCGAAAAUUUGAGAUCCGAUGUUGCUGUGGCUGGGCUGGAAACGGACGGCGUUCUCGACUCGCAGAAACUCAAAGUUGAGGAGCGCACGCGCCUCACGGAGGAGAUUCAGGCGCUGCGUGAGGAACUUGAUCAAUUACGAUCAUCUGCCGCAGAAUUUGCAUCAGCCUCCCCGACAGUCGAAGACGGCGCCAAUUGGCAAGUGAAGUACGAGCAAGUGCAAAAGGAGGUGCUUCUUUUGCGCAAGAAUCUCGAGGAGCGUGCUUCGGAGCUCGACGCUGCGAAGAAGAGACUUAAUCGUGACAUUCCUAUCAACGGCAUCCAAGAAUCGCCAAGGACACCAACCUCGUCUAAGCAGGAAUCUGCUGAAGUAAUGGGCCUGAAGCACAUCGUUCAAGACUUACAAAAAGAGACUUCUGCAGUGACUCAGCGAAAUAAGUUACUAGAGUCUGAGAACAGACUCCUAAUGUCAGAGACCGAUCAACUUCGCCAGGAACUGAAAUUACUCGAGGAGAACAUCGAACAGACUUUGUUGCGCGAAGAGGCUGCUCUUGGAAAUCACAACACACUGGCAUCUGGUGACGAGCAGAUGGCUAGGUUGGAAAACGAACUGGAACAAUUACGCAAGCGCUUAGCUGAAGCUGAGAUGAAGACUGCCCGUGUCACACACGAUCUGAAUAAAGAGAUUGGUGAGCUAGAGGCGCUCGUGGAGUCAAAGAUUUAUCGCGAAGAUGAACUUGAGCAAGAACUCGAGCGCCUUAAAGAGAAGCUGACGCGGAAUCACAAGAAGUCGUCAAAGAACAGUCUCGAGCCAACAGAUCUAUCUCCUCGACGUUCAUCCACCCCAAACAACAACUUUCAACAAAGUUCUAGCGAAGACAUCUGUGAGCUCUGUAAGAGACCUGGGCACGAUAUCUUCACUUGCGAUCUCUUGCGGGACGAAACACCCACUGCUCGUGACAACACAGUCAAGAAGACGAACAGAGAUCCGUCAGACUUGUUUUGCGUUGACUGCGAAGGACACGGACAUGUAGCUGCUGAUUGCCCACACUCACUGGAUGUUUUCUGAAUUUUGUGGAGCCUUUUUUGCACCACCCACUGUCGCUUCCGUGCCAGGAUGAAACACCUACACAACGUAUUUUCCGUUACCUAAGUAGCACAUAAUCUGCCAUAUACCCCCAAAAUGACAAGAAAGGCAAGUGUCUCCUAUGACGCAAUGAAGUGAUGUCAUAGUGCCUCCUGCC